AUGUGGUCCAAUUUCUUCAUGCAGGAAGAGGAAGGGAGGAUAGGUGUGGCAGGCGUGGGUGGGGCCGGGGGAGGGGCCGGGGGGCUGACGGGGGCAAAGGGGACGCGCGGGGGCAUGGGCAAGCGAAGGGGGCACACGGCAUCCAGGAUGAGCGACAGCCAAGAGGGGAAAAUCAAGCUGGCGUUUUUCGUCGCCAUCGUGGGUGUGACGCUGACCGUCCUGGGUGUGGGCACUGAGUUCUGGGUGGAGCUGGCCCCGCCAAAGAGCUUCUUUAACAACCAGACGUGCCUGGCCGCUCACUACGGCCUGUGGAAGGGCUGCGUGAGGACGCUAUGGGUGUCGGACAUCGAUCCCGAGAGGGAGAGCUGCGGGCCCGCCGAACUGCCCGGAGAAUCAAACUGCACGUACUUUAAAUUCUUUACAUCUGGGGAAAAUGCAGUUAUUUUUAAGAAAACCACAACGAAAAGUCUGAAUAUCGCUGCAGCCAUCGUGGCCCUGCUUAGCCUUUUCAUGAUGGCCACAGGUUCCAUAUGCAUCAUCAUGUCCCUCAGCAAAGGGGUGCAGUUCUUCCUAAAGCCUGCAUCCUUCUGCUUCAUCCUCUCAGGCUUCCUGGUCUUGGUGUCUCUCAUCAUCUUCCACCAGUCGGUUCUCUCCCUGCUGGCCAGCGACCAUUCUGUCCCGCUGCACCACGAGCUCUCCUGGUCGGUGGCCUGCGUGGGCACGGCGGGGGCCAUCCUGAUUGUGGGUGGCGUCUUCUUCCUCUUACUCGCCCUUCCCUACAGCCCUUGGGAAAGAUGCUUGCAUCACAAUCGCAGCGCCACCUAGCUGCCCGGAGUCACUAAGUCUACAUAGAUAGUUUUAUAUUGUGCGAUUUCGUCAAUUAAGAGAUAGAUGGACAUACUGACAGACAGACAGACAGACAGACAGAUAGGGAUACACUGUAUAUACUUACAAUGUAACGCAGGGAUAAGGAAACAGACGUGGCCCAACACAGUUUGAUGGUAUAAAAUGGAACUGGGCAAACAUAAGCAGAUACAUUAAAUUUAUGACACUGUAUUUCAUUUCUGUUUCUGAACCCAGACUCGUAUAACUAGAUACGCUUCCAAGAAUACGAUGUUUAUUUCUGACAGCUGACUGGGAGCCCGCAGUGGUGGAACAAAUUGGCCUUGUUCCACCGGGGGCUCAGGGUGUGUAUGUUGGCCAGGGUUCCCUCAUCAUUCUGCUCUCGGCAACCUGAGACUCGUCCGGGCACCUAUGAGCUGCUCAGAUGACGCUGGGGAGAUGUGCCUGUCCUCCUCUCACCGUCUGCUUCCUGGGGCACUGUGGGGCUCCCCUGUGUGAGUGUGGAGGUUCCAACAGUGAGACGAGCCUAAUGUGCAAUUGGCAACCGCAAAGCUGUUGGGUGGAAAAAGGGGGAUCAGUAAACAGAAAAAUUAAGACGAAAGAGUAAGGUAUUUACGGUAUCACACCACUGCCGAUAACCUGAUAUGGGGGUCAGUUCAUCAAAAUGCAAGUAUAUUUACAUAAAAUAAUAUAUCUAACUGCUUACUCAGUAACCGUUUUUUGUUUUCUUUGUCAUAAUGCCAACUAUUUGCCUGGAAGCCAAACUACAUUGAGAUAGGUGUGCUGAGGGACGUGGUCUUAUACAUUGCUGUUCUGCUUUUUGAUGAGGAAACUGCCUUGCUAAUUGCUUUGUAUUCUCGCAUAGAGUGAGUGUCUGUGCCCUGCCAAUGAAAUGGAGGGCUUACACCUCACUGCAAGAAAAUCAAAAGAUUUCAUUUUGAACUAUACGCCACAGGUGGCUGACCUUGGUUCUUAAAAGCUAGCAUCUUCUGUUUUUUUGGUUGAUCCAACAUUUUUCACAGUUAGUUGACAGGCCCAUAUGUUCACAGCAUUAAUAAUAAAUCAGUUAGACCACAGAGGUUGCCAGGAAUUAGAGCUCUCCAGGAGAAAGGGAAAGGUUUUUUUUAUUGCACAAUGCUUUGCAGCACUUACCAGGACACACACGGACAAUAAUAUACUGUAGAUUGACAGAAAUCCUUAUAGUAUUUAAAGACGAAGUGUACCAAAGCCUUAAUAUAAAAAGAACAUAAGCCUUGUACAAAAUGUUUAUCAUAAUCAAAUACACAUUUUGUCCAAGUUCAAUGCAAUGUCAGGCACAUUUUGUGUAUAUAAAAUGUAUUAAAAUACAGUUUUAUAUCUGACAGAGUAUUGAAAAGACUCACUUUACAAGCACAAAUCUGUAUAUACAUAUAUAUAUGUUUAUAUUUAACUUAAAAGUGUGACUGCGGGAGUGUGACUAAGGGGAAAUUUUACAAUGUGUCCCCAAAUCCACUCCAUUUUGAUUUGCAAUGGUAUCUCAGUGCUUUUUAUUUGUGUCGUCGUGUUCUCUCUAGCAAUGAAUAUUGAAAAUGUAUAGCAAGUGUUCUGUUUCUAUCUAAUUGUGUAUUCAUGUCUCAUUGGGUUUCACUGUGAUUUCAGUUGAAAUAUCACGUUUGACAUACGGAACUGAGCUGUUGGUGAUUUUUUUUUUUGAAAAUGGUAAAAAAAAUCAUUUAAACCUUCUCAGUCUCUGUCUCACUUAUUUGACUUAUUUCCCCUACAUCAUU
Messenger RNA from Megalops cyprinoides (Indo-Pacific tarpon), 2609 nucleotides. RefSeq names its product calcium channel, voltage-dependent, gamma subunit 6b (gene cacng6b). Gene Ontology annotation, cellular component: L-type voltage-gated calcium channel complex; membrane. The transcript is spliced from 4 exons. Lineage: Eukaryota; Metazoa; Chordata; Actinopteri; Elopiformes; Megalopidae. Gene Ontology annotation, biological process: calcium ion transmembrane transport; regulation of calcium ion transmembrane transport via high voltage-gated calcium channel. The record is from RefSeq and is a predicted model, not a curated record. Gene Ontology annotation, molecular function: calcium channel regulator activity; voltage-gated calcium channel activity. The coding region runs from base 1 to 825 and encodes 274 amino acids.